This is a messenger RNA of Bombyx mori (domestic silkworm), 1573 nucleotides long. RefSeq names its product small androgen receptor-interacting protein. Gene Ontology annotation, molecular function: protein binding. The record is from RefSeq and is a predicted model, not a curated record. The coding region runs from base 304 to 864 and encodes 186 amino acids. The transcript is spliced from 5 exons. Lineage: Eukaryota; Metazoa; Arthropoda; Insecta; Lepidoptera; Bombycidae.
AUGCAUAGACCUUUGUAAAAUGAGGUUAUCUGGUAAUCAUUUUACGUCAAAAUCAUUUAGGAGUUAGUGUCAAAAAAUCUAUUCAUAAAUAGAAUAUAAAAAUGAAAGUUAUUUCUAAACAAUACAAAUGUUUAUUAUAGAUACCUUUUUCGAUUAAUGAAAUUUUAAAGGCGUACACUUUUUAUGUUUUAUGAAUAAACUUCUGGGUUAAUUUUUUCCAAUUUCAUUAUUGAAAUUGGUAAGUAUUAUAGCAGUAAUUUAAUUAUUGUGAUUAAAAAUUUAAUAUUUUCACGAUACUGAAUCAUGUCUGAUGAAGCCGAGCAGCAGGCGGAGGAAAUUGAAGUAUUAAAAUCGAUUUACGAGGGCGAUGACAAUUUCAAACAGGUGGAUGCUAAAACUUAUCAGUACAAGUAUAUGGACGGUGAUAAGUCAUUUAUUCUAGAAAUAUCAUGGGGUCUAAAGUAUCCAACAGAGAAGCCAAGUUUUAACUUAGAAAUAUUCUACAAUCAACACUUGUUAGCAACAGUAAAAGAAAACAUACUAUCAAUAUUGAACACAGAAGCGGAACAAUGGCUCGGCUGCGCCAUGACGUACACGCUGUUUGAGUGCCUCAGGGAAAGGGUGUCCGAGAUACUGGCUGGCCAGGUCGAGGAGGUCGUGUCCACCAGGGUCGAAAAAAUCGUGAUAGAUGAUCAGACGGAAACUACUAAAAAACCAGAAAAGAAGGAGCAGCUCACGAAAGCACAGAAGCGCCGAGCGUGGGACAAGGCUGAACUAGGAAAGGGCGGUGAGAAACCCCGCGGAUGGGAUUGGGUCGACAUCGUCAAACAUUUGUCUCAAGUGCCGCAUCAGCCCACGUCAUGACACCAAUAAACCGAUCUAGGAUUAAAUAUUGAAACCACGUAACGUGACAAAAUUAUAAAUAAACAAGAUUUUAUAUUAUAGAAUUGUUCCUUUCCUAUGUCGUAACACUAUAGAAAUAGUUAUAAUAGUUCAAUUAAAGAUUCGUUUACAUACAUUUUAUAUUUUGAGGAGUGAGACUUUUUGAUUCGAGCGACAUUUCCGUUAAAACGCGACUUUUAUCUUUGUAAUUAAAGAUCUUUUUUAUUUAGUAUUAGUAUUAACAAUUCGAUGUUUUUAAUUUGAACUAUGCUUACCACAUUCAAAAAACUGAAGAAGCUUUUUUUCAUGAUUUUUUUUCGAAAUUUUAAUGCUUUAUAUAGUCCUGUAUAUUUGCAAAAAUGUCGCUAAAACCAUAUAGCCUUUCACCUUUCGAUUUGAUCUAUCUUUAACGAGAGUGCCUCGUAACGUUAUAAAACAAAGAUAACAGGUUUUGUUGAGUUUAAUGACAGCUGAUGGAACGAACGAAUGAGCGGGACCGAUAGCUCCGGCGUGGUGGCGCCACUUGUACUACGCGGCGACGCUGUCAUGUCACUGUCGGAGUUUUACGUUCACAGAUUAUAGCAAUAUUUUUUCAUUUUGUUACUCUGUAAAGACGACUGAGCUACCUGCAAUAGGUCACGUAGCUCAUUCAAUUGUAUAUAACGUUCAAUAAAGUAUAUUGUUUAUAAAA